AGUCGAUGGUUCUUCUCUUGGUCGCUUUAAUUAGUUGCAGAUAAGGAUUGUAUUUAUGUAAUUAUUUGAACUGCCUUUUCUAUCAUCUUUUGUUUGUACAAAACCGUUAUAAUCGGAUUUGUUCUCAUUAUCAAGUUUAAUGACUAAUAUCAAAUCUGAACAAAAAGAAUCAGAAGAGCUUGUGCUACCCAAUGACAGACCACAAUAUGAACAGCGGGUAACAAAGCAGCCAACUUCCGGAAAGUAUAUUAUUAUUACAAUCACACUCAUAUCGAUUAUAAUUGUUGGAUUUGGACUUGGAUUGUGUGCCCAAAUUUAUUUCCAGGCUGAAAGUGACGUGUUACCAAUUUGUGAUAAAAGAAUAAUUGGGUAUUAUUCUGGAUCAGGAACUUCCAAUAUUACAAGUACCCAACUUUCCAAUUUAACACAUACAGUUUUUGCAUUCGUUUAUAUGACCCCAGAUGGAACAUUGCUUUUUAAUAAUCAAAUUGAAAAAAAUCGAUUUUUGAAAUUAAAAGAAGUUGUUCGAAAUGGAAAUUCUAAAAUCAAAUUGAUGUUUUCCAUAGGAGGAAAAGACAAUUCAAAAUAUUUUUCAUCAGUUAUUCCAAGUGAAGAAAGAAUACAAACAUUCAUUGAAUCUAUUUUGGAAUUUCUUGAAGCUUACGAUCUUGAUGGUGUGGACUUGUUUUGGAAAUGGCCGGAAGAAGAAUAUAGAGAUGCCUAUUUUGCAUUUAUAAAUCAACUGAGAAAAACAUUUGAAGCCAAGAAAAAAUACUAUAUUUUGUCCAUAGUAAUACCGCCGCCUACAUUAGAUGGAUGGGGAAAGAAACGAUUAAACAAAAUUAUAGAAAGUGUGGAUUUCAUUAAUGCUUACUCAACAGACUACUAUACUCCAUUAGCUGAUAACUUGUCAGAUGACAUUGCUGGUCCUUCAGCACCAAUUUAUUUUGGAGCACAGGGAAAAAGUGAACGGAAUGUUCAUCACACUGCAAGAAAUUACUCAUGUCUAACGAAGCAAGCUAGUAAAUUCAACAUUGUAAUUCCAUUCUACGCAACACUAUGGGAGAAUGUUUAUGAAACUGUUCUCGAUUCUAAACGAGGUGUCUAUAGACAUGUUGCACCAUUUUAUGGAAGAACUGUUGGAAAAACUUAUUUGUCUCGAUUGGCUGUAAAACAAGAAGGUUUUCAAGUAGAAUCAUAUUCGUAUGAUCCUGCACCAAGAGCUGCAUUCUCAUAUAAUAGAACAAUAGGAAUAUAUCUAACAUUUGAAACAAAAGAGAGCAUCAGAGCAAAAAUUGAUUAUGUGAAGGAUCGGAUUCUGGGUGGAGUAUGGAUAUUUUCAGUGGAUAUGGAUGAUGAAACAAAUAGUCAAUUGAAGGCGGUUUCCUUUGACGGGUUUUGUACUAUUGGAAAUGGAUCUAAAUAUGAAUGUGUAUAAUGCAUGAUUCAAUCGAAAAAUUAUCAUUGUAUGGUGUAAAUAAAAUGUUUAAAUGUAA
Caenorhabditis elegans is the source of this 1496-nucleotide messenger RNA. It is a transcript of the gene chil-23, whose product is annotated as GH18 domain-containing protein. Gene Ontology annotation, biological process: carbohydrate metabolic process. Gene Ontology annotation, molecular function: chitin binding. Bases 140 to 1438 code for a protein of 432 amino acids. The record is from RefSeq and is marked reviewed. The transcript has 4 exons. Lineage: Eukaryota; Metazoa; Nematoda; Chromadorea; Rhabditida; Rhabditidae.